AUGGGUGAUGCACCAACAACGAUAACAGAAUUAAGUCCAGCUUGUCCUAUUUACGCAUCAUUCUUCGGCUUUGCAGGGGUAGCCGCUGCAAUGGUAUUUAGCUCGAUCGGUGCUGCCUAUGGUACAGCAAAAGCAGGAAUUGGUAUUGCCGGAGCUGGUACAUUUCGACCAGACCUUAUCAUGAAGUCACUUUUACCGGUUGUUAUGGCUGGUAUUAUUGCCGUUUAUGGUCUCGUAAUGUCAGUUUUAAUAACAGGAGAUAUGUCACCACAUAAUAAUUAUUCUUUAUUUACUGGAUUUCUUCAUAUGGGAUCUGGACUUGGAGUUGGACUUUCCGGAUUAGCAGCAGGAUAUACUAUUGGCAUAGUUGGUGAUGCUUGCGUAAGAGCUCACGCACAACAACAAAAACUUUAUGUAACGAUGGUCUUGAUUUUAAUUUUUGCUGAAGUAUUAGGUCUUUAUGGUUUAAUUGUCGGAUUAAUUUUAAAUACUAGAGCAGAAAAUAAAUGUUAA
Messenger RNA from Funneliformis geosporum, 513 nucleotides. The record is from the annotation of a GenBank genome assembly. NCBI's taxonomy places the organism in Eukaryota, Fungi, Glomeromycota, Glomeromycetes, Glomerales, Glomeraceae.